Hyaloscypha bicolor E is the source of this 1646-nucleotide messenger RNA. Its product is annotated as putative vegetative incompatibility protein HET-E-1. Lineage: Eukaryota; Fungi; Ascomycota; Leotiomycetes; Helotiales; Hyaloscyphaceae. The coding region runs from base 255 to 1646 and encodes 463 amino acids. The record is from RefSeq and is a predicted model, not a curated record. The transcript has 5 exons.
CGCGCAUCCGACUUGGAAUGGCCCAGACAGCCGCCAUGAUCUUCUGCAGUGGCUAGCCGCGAUCAGCUGGUCUGGCGCUUGUAGCGAUGAUGCGCAACCACGCCAUGCCGCGAGGCUGUCGCCAAGCUGAGUCGUACGAGCACAACCUCGACCGAACCUGUCUCCCACCCAAACAAAUAUAUGCAUAUCGACCCUUCGACAACUAUCCACCGACAUUAUUUCGUUCAGAGAUUCUCUCCGAUCCUAUCUGAGUCAUGCGCCUACUACACUACAACGACGAUGGCGAGUUCAGCCUGACGCAGUUCUUUGACGAUAUUCCCCCAUAUGCUAUCCUCUCGCACAUAUGGGGACUGGAGGAGGUCACCUUCGGGGACAUGAUGGAUAGGAACAUGACGAGCAAGACUGGUUUUGAUAAGAUUCGAUUCUGCGGAGAACAGGCCAGACGCGAUGGCUUGCAAUACUUCUGGGUCGAUACCUGUUGUAUCGACAAAACGAGCAGCGCUGAGCUCGCAGAGGCUAUAAAUUCUAUGUUUCGCUGGUACCGCAAUGCGGCGAAAUGCUACGUCUUUUUUUCGGACGUUCCGAGACCGACCGUCGGUAGUGAGGACCGGCCCUACCAGCUUCCCUGGGAAUCGGCACUCCGAGCAAGCAGAUGGUUUACUCGAGGCUGGACCCUUCAAGAGCUUAUUACUCCGGCAUCAGUUGAAAUUUUCUCUAAGGAUUGGGAGCGUCUAGGUGACAAAAAUUCCCUGGAGCGACUAAUCUGCGAGAUAACAGGAAUUCCUAGCAAAGCUCUUCGAGGAACUCCGUUAGCGGAUUUUAGCAUGACUGAACGAAUGUUAUGGGCAGAACCCCGUCAGACAACUCGCGAAGAAGAUAUGGCAUACUCGUUGCUAGGCAUCUUUGACGUAUAUAUGCCGCUUAUAUACGGCGAAGGGCGAGAGAAUGCCGCAAGGCGGCUCCGAGAGGCAAUUGACGGAAAGGAGAAGGGGAUCAAAUACGAGGACUUUUCGAUCCCGUUUAGUCUCUCUACAGCCUCUGACAUCGAACAUUUCGUAGCAAGAGAGGAUGAGCUUGGAGAGAUAUACAAGGCACUGAGCGGCGACGGCUCCCGCCGUACUGUAGUGGGUACCGUUAUUCUUUAUAGCCUCGGCGGAAUCGGCAAGACGCAACUGGCUUUAUCCUAUACUCCCCGGUAUAAGGACAAUUACUCGGCGAUAUUCUGGCUCAAUAUCAAGAAUAAAGAUUCUCUAAAGCAGAGCUUUGCUAAGGUGGCAAGGCAGAUACUAUAUGAAUACCCCUUGGCCCGCUGGCUUAGUAACAUUAAUAUGAAAAACCUCGACAAUAUUAUUAAUGCUAUUAAGUCAUGGCAAGGUUUGCCAUAUAAUACGAGAUGGCUAAUAAUAUAUAAUAAUUACGACAACCCAAUACUAGCAAGUAACAAAGAUCCUGCUACAGUGGACAUUACAAAAUAUAUUCCCGAAGUAUAUCAGGGCUCAGUACUUAUAACCAUACAGUCGUCGGAAGUUGAGAUUAGUCAUCUUAUACAAGUGAAAAAGCUAGUAAAUAUACGUAAUAGUCUCAAGAUUUUGUCGAAUGCGUCGCGCAGGAAGGAAGUAAUGGAUGGUAAGCCCUAUCUAACGUAG